GCCAUAUCGCACUCCCUGACGAACUCCUUGUUGCGAUUUUCCUUCGCCUGGAUGUCGCUUCUAUCAAUGCAUGUCAACAACUCACGGGUGAAUUGACAUACAGACCUGCCAACUCUUUCGAUGCAUUAUAGAGGACAGCGUUCAUGUUCAAUACCAUGUCGAGCUACAGCUAGCAUGCAUGCAAAAUGUUCCAGCUUCAGAUAUGAGCAUAACCUCUCGCCUUUCCAUGCUCAGGGCACAGGGUCGAGCCUGGGAAGCGCUCUCUUGGUCAACCCCCGAACCCGUCGUAUUGCCUACGCCUCCGGGCGUCACGAUGUGGAGGCUGGUGGGCGAUGUUUUCUGCAUCGCCGGACCUGGUUUCAUCCAAUGUAUCCGCCUGCCUUCGUCUAUCAAGAGGAUUGCGCAACAGGAGUGGAGGAUCUACCACUCGUGCGGGGAGAGUGGUCUGAACUGGGACUUCUGUUAUGACCCUUCUCAAGAUCUUCUCGUCCUGUUUGAGGGGUUCAGGCCUAGCGGAGACCAAGAGUCAUACUUGGCGUUCAAAACCCACGUCCUCACACUAUCUACGGGCUCACCCCAUCCUGCAGCUACUAGUCCCGUGCUGCUCUACGCACCUGAGUUUAGGUACCGGACCCUUCACGUGAGGUUAACACUACAAGUGUGCGACAGACAUUUUGCCAUGCUCAUGGAAGAUACGAAUCACAAAGAACAACCGAAGUUCGCCGUUUGGAACUGGAUGUCCGGGCUGAAGGAAGUGGAAAUCGUCCACAGUUUCAGUUACAUCUUCAAGUCAUUUUCACUCCUCCCAGAUGAUCUUCUCCUUGUCGGUGUCGACCGUUACAUGCAGGACACGCCAGGGAAACCGAAUGAAGCAUAUAUCAGCGUUUACGACCUUGACAGGGCCACUCACACUGGUCCGUACACGUUGGAUAACGAAGACGACCACUCGUAUAUAUGUAAACUGGACUUCGACUCAGAGUUCGCAGGCGAUAACAUGUUUAUCUCAUCCACGCCGCUUUUUGCCGACAAACAUACUACUGGUCUUGGCAACGUGGAAUGCGCAUCACCAUUCACGCUUGCUCCUGAAGCACAGCUAAUCGUCAUCAACUUGAAUAUUGAGGCGCCGCUUGCAACGCGAGUCUUCCUCCCUGUGUCCGUCAUCAUGCAGUAUGUCUCCUCAGCGAGAAAGUCUGGAGCGUUGGGCGUCGUUAUCCCGUGGAGCGAUUGGGGGUUAAGCCCUCGAGUUUUCGUAACUUCAUUCCGCACUCGGGUAUGGGGACGCGGUCGUGCAUGGCACCGCUAUUCGACACGCGGACUACGCAUUGCUACUGUGCUUGACCACAAUCUCUCUGACGAGGAAUGGACACGUGGUGAAUUGUAUGAGCUCGUGGCUAUUAUGGAUAUUAACCCCAUGACACACGCCACGUGUUCUGGCUUGGGCAAGGACUGGACGCGCCCUCAGCCGGAGAGCGAGCAGUGGGAAGGUAGCUUUCGAGUCGCGUGGAGAAAGGAAGUUGGUUUUAAUCGGCGGUGGACUUCGUGUCUACUUGGCGAUGACUUGAUUGUUCUUGUGUCCGAAGAUUGGUUCGAGGGACCACUUUUUGCGGUCAUGGCACUCGAAGAUCCAGGCGAGGAGCCAACCAGUGCUGCAUGAUAUUAUUAGAGAGGUUUUAGAAAGCGAACAAAUAUGCAUUAUUGCGCAUGACCGCAAACAAUGCGGUGUACACUCUGGUCUAGUAAUAAACUACUGGUAUGGGGCGGAAGAACAGUCGAGUCUGGGUACUAUUCGAUCUCAUAAUGGCGCGCGUGGC
Molecule: messenger RNA, 1811 nt
Organism: Coniophora puteana RWD-64-598 SS2
Lineage: Eukaryota; Fungi; Basidiomycota; Agaricomycetes; Boletales; Coniophoraceae
Exons: 6
Coding region: 179-1654 (491 amino acids)
Source: RefSeq, a predicted model, not a curated record